Messenger RNA from Gymnodraco acuticeps, 4120 nucleotides. RefSeq lists its product as uncharacterized. Gene Ontology annotation, biological process: DNA integration; proteolysis. Bases 530 to 4120 code for a protein of 1196 amino acids. The record is from RefSeq and is a predicted model, not a curated record. Gene Ontology annotation, molecular function: aspartic-type endopeptidase activity; nucleic acid binding. Lineage: Eukaryota; Metazoa; Chordata; Actinopteri; Perciformes; Bathydraconidae. The transcript has a single exon.
GCAUGUGAGCUAGGUGUGUGCUAGCAUGUGGGCUACCAAUAAAGAGACACGUAAUUGUGACAGUUAAACUCACGUGUAUUAUUGAAUAACACGACAUGGUGUCAGAAGUCCUGUCGACAGUACGUGGAGUGUGACCGGGAAAAAGUAUUGUUUGGAGCCAAUUGACGGUGAAAAGGGAAGAGGACAUGGCAGACGAGAAUGCUAACGGAGAUGCAGCGCGACCCGCGGCGGGACCGAGUGCUACGUUUAGCAUCCAGCCACCGGAGCCUUUCGACUUUUCAAGACCGCAGGAAUGGGCCAAAUGGAUACGGCGGUUCGAGAGAUUUUGCCUGGCAAGUAGUCUGAACAGUAGCUCAGAAGAGAAUAAAGUCAACACAUUGAUAUACUGCAUGGGAGAUGAAGCAGAUGAUAUUUUACGUGGAUUGACUCUCACAGCGGCUCAGAGAGACACUUACUAAGUGUGCGGGAUGGCUUUGAAGGCUUCUUCGUUGUCAAGAAAAAUGUCAUAUAUGAGUGGGCAAAGUUUAAUAUGCGCAGACAGGGAGAAGGUGAACUAGUGGACUCGUUCGUCACAGCUCUAUAUGCACUAGCGGAGCAUUGUAGCUACGGAGUGCUACAUGAUGAACUCAUUCGAGACAGGCUUGUUGUCGGAUUGACGGAAAAGCGGCUGUCUGAACGGAUGCAACUGGACUCAGACCUUACCUUGGGAAAAGCCAUUACCAUGGCUCGGCAGAGUGAAGAGGUGAAACGGCAACAAUCUUCUCUGCGAGGUGACGAUAGAACUGAGGCAUGUGACGCUAAAUUAGUGGACAGAGUGUUUAAGAGCAGUAGCAAAUAUGCUAAAAACAAAGCUCAAUCUGCUAAUAGCUACCAAGCCAAGCCACAAUACAACAAGGGUAAUGAUGCAAAGUGUUAUAACUGUGGUUGUUCUCCUUCACAUGUAAAGACUGAGUGUCCAGCCAAGGAUGUAAAAUGCCAUGCAUGUGGGAAAAUGGGAUAUUAUAUGCGCGUGUGUAAAGCAGCUAAAAGCGUGCAUGAGAUUAAUGAAGAAGAGGAAAGCUUGUUCUUAGGCAGUAUUGAGGCCGACAAUGAUCCGUGGAUGGCAGACAUUGACAUUAACAACAAAAGCGUGCAGUUCAAAAUUGACACUGGGGCUGAUGUUACAGUCAUUCCUCACUCCGUGUUUAAGGAGGUCUAUAAGCACAAAGCUCCACCAGCUCUUCAAAAGCCAAGGAAGCCACUUUGGGGUCCAGGGAAAAAUCCUUUAGACGUAGUGGGCUUUGCUAGUAUGCUGCUGAAGAAAGGAGAGAGAGAACUUAUGGAGGAUGUGUAUGUCAUUCGACGCUUGCAAACAGCAUUGCUCGGGAGGCCUGCCAGUGUAGCGCUGAAGCUAGUGGCACGACUAGACAACGUCACUAUGGACACGCUAAAGACUAAUUACCCAACAGUAUGCAGCGGUCUUGGAGAGGUGCAGCAGCCAUAUGCCAUUAAGCUGAAACCAGGGGCCCAACCGUUUUCUCUGAAGACGCCUAGAAGGAUUCCACUGCCACUGAUGGACAAAGUCAAAGAGGAACUGUCCCACAUGGAAGACCUGGAGGUGAUCAGCAGAGUUGAGGAGCCUACAGAUUGGUGCGCUGGCAUGGUGGUGGUGCCUAAAAAGACAGGAGCUGUUCGCAUAUGUUUGGAUCUAAAUAAACUGAACGAGUCUGUGUGUCGAGAAAAAUACAUUCUACCUUCAGUGGAAGAAACACUGGGAAAGCUGGCUGGAGCCAAAAUAUUCAGCAAGUUAGAUGCAAACAUGGGGUUUUGGCAAAUACCUCUAAUAAAAGGCUCAGCCAAGUACACAACGUUCAUCACACCCUUUGGCCGAUACCACUUCAAUCGGCUACCUUUCGGCAUAGCCUCAGCCCCUGAGCAUUUCCAAAACAGGAUGACAACUGAAGUAACUGAGGGACUAGAGGGCGUCUUCUGUCACAUGGACGAUGUACUGGUGUGGGGCCAAACACAGGAGGAGCAUGACGCUCGUCUGUAUGCUGUGCUGGAGAAGAUCCAAAAGGCAGGAAUCACCUUGAAUGUGGAAAAGUGUGACAUAUCCAAACAGGAGGUGACAUACCUGGGCCAUGUGAUCACUGCUAGCGGCAUUAGACCAGACCCGAGCAAGACAGAGGCGGUAAGGAAAAUGGAAGAGCCGAAAAAUGUGAGCGAGCUGAGGAGCUUUCUAGGCAUGGUCAACCAGCUGGGGAAGUUCAUACCGCAGCUAACAGAGCGAGACAAGCCACUUCGAGACCUGCUCUCCAAAAAGAACUGCUGGCUGUGGGGCAUCGAUCAGGCCAGAGCCUUCCAAGAUCUGAAAGACUCUCUGAUAUCUCCACCAGUGCUAGCCAUGUAUGACAGAAACAGAGAAACCAAGGUCUCAGCAGAUGGAUCAUCAUACGGCUUGGGGAGUGUGCUUCUGCAGAAAUGGGAAGAGGAUUGGAGGCCGGUAGCCUAUAUGUCACGUUCUCUCACACAGACGGAGCAGAGAUAUGAAAAGGAAGCUUUAGGCUUAACCUGGGCUUGUGAAAGGUUUCGCAACGUUCUCAUCGGUAGACACUUUGAGCUGGAAACGGAUCAUAAACCUCUACUGAGUCUCCUGGGGUCUCAGGCAUUGGAUGCGCUUCCCUCACGGAUUCAACGUUUCCAGAUGCGCCUGAUGCGUUAUUCCUACUCAAUCACACAUGUGCCAGGGAAAAGCCUGUGGACGGCUGAUACACUGUCACGUGCACCUGUGAAAAGUGACUCCACACCAGAUGAAAAAGAGUUCCUCGAGAGCACGAAUAUCUAUGUGGACAUGAUUAUCGAUGGUUUGCCAGCAAGCACGGCUUACCUGGAAGAGCUAAAAGAGCAGUUGGCAAAGGACAGUGUGUGCGGAAGAGUGAUGCAGCUGUGUGAAGAGAAAUGGCCAGCACACAGCAACAGCGAACCAGCCAUAAAGUUAUACUGGGCGGAACAAGCGUUCAUAACUGUAAAGGACGGACUACUGUUAAAGGGGGACAGACUCGUCAUCCCCGCAAUAAUGAGAAAUUAUGUGCUUGCCAGACUACAUGAAGGUCACCAAGGAGUGGUGAAGUGUAGGGAGCGUGCCCGACAGUCUGUAUGGUGGCCAGGGCUAAGUCAGCAGCUGAAUGAGUUGGUUCUCAACUGCCGGACAUGCAGCAAGGAGAGACAGAACCCCAAAGAGCCGCUGAUGCCAACACAAUACCCAGGCCGACCAUGGCAGAAACUGGGUGCCGACUUGUUUAUGCUGGGAAGCAAGUCAUAUCUGCUGGUAGUGGAUUAUGCAUCAAGGUAUGUGGAAAUGGCUUUGCUGACACCCACAAAAUCAACAGAUGUAAUCCACCAUCUCAAAUCCAUCUUUGCACGACAUGGUAUCCCUGAGACGCUGGUCACAGACAACGGGCCGCAGUUCUCGGGAAGGGCAUUUGAAGAGUUUUCAGAGUCGUAUGGAUUUAAACACAUUACCAGCAGCCCGAAAUAUCCACAGAGCAACGGUGUGGCAGAACGGGCUGUGAAGACUGUAAAGAGUCUCCUUAAGAAAGCAGCAGACCCAUAUCUGGCUCUGCUGGCUUACAGAACCACCCCACUACAAAACGGGUAUAGCCCUGCGCAACUUCUCAUGGGGAGGAGGCUUCGCACGACGGUGCCAACAUUACCAGCGCUGCUGGAUCCUGCUCUUCCCGACAGCGAGGCUGUAGUUCUGCGAGAAAGAGAGAGGAGAAUAAAGGAUGCACAGCAAUACAACCUGCGUCAUCGAGUGAGAAGUCUCGAGAGGCUUACACCGGGAAAAGAGGUUUGGGUCACGGAUCAGAAGGCGAGUGGAACGGUUAUGGGAAGUCACAACACACCGCGCUCCUACAUUCUUGAGGGACCUCAUGGGACAGUCCGGCGAAAUCGCCAUCAUCUCAUCCCCAUGUACUCCUCGUCAGAGCAGAGCGGCAGGGAUGCAGCUGAGCAGCAUUCAGGAGGUGGUCCAGAGCCGCAUAUUGCAGAACCUCCGGAGCCCGGUGCUCAAGAUCUGCCACCUACCCCGAGAACCAGGUCUGGGAGAGCCGUGGUGAGACCGGCUAGGUUGGACUUGUAA